This is a messenger RNA of Symphalangus syndactylus (siamang), 3953 nucleotides long. RefSeq names its product heterogeneous nuclear ribonucleoprotein U (gene HNRNPU). The record is from RefSeq and is a predicted model, not a curated record. Gene Ontology annotation, biological process: alternative mRNA splicing, via spliceosome; positive regulation of transcription by RNA polymerase II. Gene Ontology annotation, molecular function: RNA binding; protein binding; promoter-specific chromatin binding. Gene Ontology annotation, cellular component: nucleus; ribonucleoprotein complex. Lineage: Eukaryota; Metazoa; Chordata; Mammalia; Primates; Hylobatidae.
GCGGGGCGCCUAUAUUACGUGCGCGGGGCCGCCCCUGCGAGAGGACGUUGCGUGCUCGCUCGCGCCAGGCGAGUCUCCGCGUCUCCCUCGCGAACUCGGUGAAAGGAAUUGGCGCCGUUCGACACCAGGCGGAUCCGCUCUGCAGCACGAACUCAUCUCCAGCCGCAGCCGCCGCCCGGGCCGAGGAGCAGCCGCAGCAGCCGCCACCAGUGGCCGAGUGAGCGGAGCCGAGUUUGAGGCAGCGCCUAGCGGUGAAUCGGGGCCCUCACCAUGAGUUCCUCGCCUGUUAAUGUAAAAAAGCUGAAGGUGUCGGAGCUGAAAGAGGAGCUCAAGAAGCGACGCCUUUCUGACAAGGGUCUCAAGGCCGAGCUCAUGGAGCGACUCCAGGCCGCGCUGGACGACGAGGAGGCCGGGGGCCGCCCCGCCAUGGAGCCCGGGAACGGCAGCCUAGACCUGGGCGGGGAUUCCGCUGGGCGCUCGGGAGCAGGCCUCGAGCAGGAGGCCGCGGCCGGCGGCGAUGAAGAGGAGGAGGAAGAGGAAGAGGAGGAGGAAGGAAUCUCCGCCCUGGACGGCGACCAGAUGGAGCUAGGAGAGGAGAACGGGGCCGCGGGGGCGGCCGACUCGGGCCCGAUGGAGGAGGAGGAGGCCGCCUCGGAAGACGAGAACGGCGACGAUCAGGGUUUCCAGGAAGGGGAAGAUGAGCUCGGGGACGAAGAGGAAGGCGCGGGCGACGAGAACGGGCACGGAGAGCAGCAGCCUCAACCGCCGGCGACGCAGCAGCAACAGCCCCAACAGCAGCGCGGGGCCGCCAAGGAGGCCGCGGGGAAGAGCAGCGGCCCCACCUCGCUGUUCGCGGUGACGGUGGCGCCGCCCGGGGCGAGGCAGGGCCAGCAGCAGGCGGGAGGGGACGGCAAAACAGAACAGAAAGGCGGAGAUAAAAAGAGGGGUGUUAAAAGACCACGAGAAGAUCAUGGCCGUGGAUAUUUUGAGUACAUUGAAGAGAACAAGUAUAGCAGAGCCAAAUCUCCUCAGCCACCUGUUGAAGAAGAAGAUGAACACUUCGAUGACACAGUGGUUUGUCUUGAUACUUAUAAUUGUGAUCUACAUUUUAAAAUAUCAAGAGAUCGUCUCAGUGCUUCUUCCCUUACAAUGGAGAGUUUCGCUUUUCUUUGGGCUGGAGGAAGAGCAUCCUAUGGUGUGUCAAAAGGCAAAGUGUGUUUUGAGAUGAAGGUUACAGAGAAGAUCCCAGUAAGGCAUUUAUAUACAAAAGAUAUUGACAUACAUGAAGUUCGUAUUGGCUGGUCACUAACUACAAGUGGCAUGUUACUUGGUGAAGAAGAAUUUUCUUACGGGUAUUCUCUAAAAGGAAUAAAAACAUGCAACUGUGAGACUGAAGAUUAUGGAGAAAAGUUUGAUGAAAAUGAUGUGAUUACAUGUUUUGCUAACUUUGAAAGUGAUGAAGUAGAACUCUCCUAUGCUAAGAAUGGACAAGAUCUUGGCAUUGCCUUCAAAAUCAGUAAGGAAGUUCUUGCUGGACGGCCACUCUUCCCGCACGUUCUCUGUCACAACUGUGCAGUUGAAUUUAAUUUUGGUCAGAAGGAAAAGCCAUAUUUUCCAAUACCUGAAGAGUAUACUUUUAUCCAGAAUGUCCCCUUAGAGGAUCGAGUUAGGGGACCAAAGGGGCCUGAAGAGAAGAAGGAUUGUGAAGUUGUGAUGAUGAUUGGCUUGCCAGGAGCUGGAAAAACUACCUGGGUUACUAAGCAUGCAGCAGAAAAUCCAGGGAAAUACAACAUUCUUGGCACAAAUACUAUUAUGGAUAAAAUGAUGGUGGCAGGUUUUAAGAAGCAAAUGGCAGAUACUGGAAAACUGAACACACUGUUGCAGAGAGCCCCCCAGUGUCUUGGGAAAUUUAUUGAGAUUGCUGCCCGAAAGAAGCGAAAUUUUAUUCUGGAUCAGACCAAUGUGUCUGCUGCUGCCCAGAGGAGAAAAAUGUGCCUGUUUGCAGGCUUCCAGCGAAAAGCUGUUGUAGUUUGCCCAAAAGAUGAAGACUAUAAGCAGAGAACACAGAAGAAAGCAGAAGUAGAGGGGAAAGACCUACCAGAACAUGCGGUCCUCAAAAUGAAAGGAAACUUUACCCUCCCAGAGGUAGCUGAGUGCUUUGAUGAAAUAACCUAUGUUGAACUUCAGAAGGAAGAAGCCCAAAAACUUUUGGAGCAAUAUAAGGAAGAGAGCAAAAAGGCUCUUCCACCAGAAAAGAAACAGAACACUGGCUCAAAGAAAAGCAAUAAAAAUAAGAGUGGCAAGAACCAGUUUAACAGAGGUGGUGGCCAUAGAGGACGUGGAGGAUUCAAUAUGCGUGGUGGAAAUUUCAGAGGAGGAGCCCCUGGGAAUCGUGGUGGAUAUAAUAGGAGGGGCAACAUGCCACAGAGAGGUGGUGGUGGCGGAGGAAGUGGUGGAAUCGGCUAUCCAUACCCUCGUGCCCCUGUUUUUCCUGGCCGUGGUAGUUACUCAAACAGAGGGAACUACAACAGAGGUGGAAUGCCCAACAGAGGGAACUACAACCAGAACUUCAGAGGACGAGGAAACAAUCGUGGCUACAAAAACCAAUCUCAGGGCUACAACCAGUGGCAGCAGGGUGUAAGUAACUUCUUACGUGCUUUAUGUACAUUAACUGUAUUUUCAGUUCCUAAGAUUUAUCAGUCUUGAAAAAGAUCUUGUCCAGGGAUUGAAGUGUUUGUAAGUGUUAAUAGGGUCAAGUGUGAAUCGUGUUGCAGUAGUAGCCAUGAUGUACCUUUUGAAGUCAAAAUAGGUUGAAGAUUGCUAUAAGUUAAAUUUUUUUAAUAAAGUAAUAUUAUUUAAUAUAUACAUUUCUUUUACUGCUAGCUUUAAUUGUGUAAACUAACAAAGUCAUGAUGUGUUCCGUUUUGUAAUGUGUAUUGAUAAUUAUGGGAUAUUAAAACUAAAUCUGGUUUGGUAGAAAUCAGAGGUAUGACAGGUAUAAAUUUGUUUCCAGCAAAUUACUCUGAAUUAGAUUCAUUGUCAUUUCCUAAAAACAGUUUGAGUGGCUUAUUGAUGUUUUUUCUUUAAAAACAAAAUUUUCUCUUACAGCAAUUCUGGGGUCAGAAGCCAUGGAGUCAGCAUUAUCACCAAGGAUAUUAUUGAAUACCCAAAUAAAACGAACUGAUACAUAUUUCUCCAAAACCUUCACAAGAAGUCGACUGUUUUCUUUAGUAGGCUAACUUUUUAAACAUUCCACAAGAGGAAGUGCCUGCGGGUUCCUUUUUUAGAAGCUUUGUGGGUUGAUUUUUUUUCUUUUCUUUUUUGUACAUUUUUAAUUGCAGUUUAAAAGUGAAUCGUAAGAGAACCUCAGCAUUGUGCACGAUAAGAGAAUGUGUCAGUAUUUCAGGGUUCUACAUUUUAUCUGUAAAAUGUGACUUUUUUUUUUUUUAUCACAACAGAAGUAAAAUGUUGCUUUGUACCUGGUGUCUUUUAUUAAGAAUUUACUCCCCCCAUUUCUCACAGAGAAUAACAGUCGGGAGUCAUUGUCACAAUAUAAUAGAAAUGUUAGCAACCAGAUUCAUGUAAGGACUAAGUGGUCCUCAUGAAUUGCAUUAAGACUCUGUACUGCUCAUAUUACACUCCAUCCUCUCUGUAGUUUGCUGGGUAGUGGAGGGGGUAAGCUAAAUCGUAGUUUCUGACAAUAACUGGGAAGGUUUUUUCUUAAAUAACAAUGGAAUUGGUAUAAUUGGGAUUGAAAACUAAAACUUGGAACUAAGAUAGAGAAGAUGGAGUGUAUGUAGAAGGGCUGUUAAAAAUGUAAAACUUGGUUGCAUUAUUUGUGGAGGCUCAAACUUGUGAAGGUUAAAUACCAUAAUUUUUCCAUUUGUUCUGCAUUUUGAUUCUGAAAAGAAAGCUGGCUUUGCCCAUUUCUUAUUAAAAAAACUUGUUGUAAA